Molecule: messenger RNA, 429 nt
Organism: Stegodyphus dumicola
Lineage: Eukaryota; Metazoa; Arthropoda; Arachnida; Araneae; Eresidae
Product: developmentally-regulated GTP-binding protein 2
Molecular function (GO): GTPase activity; GTP binding
Source: RefSeq, a predicted model, not a curated record
UUUUUCGCCCUGCGAAAGAAAAACUUAGCGAGUGCAAAACAAGACAUCGGUCUAAUUUGUCUGUCUGUCUAUUUGCAUGUGUCAUUUAUUUAAUUCUAAAUAUUUAUUAUAUUCAUAAUGGGUAUUUUAGAGAAAAUUAACGAAAUAGAGAAGGAAAUAUCAAGGACACAGAAAAAUAAAGCUACUGAAUACCAUUUGGGUGUCCUGAAAGCAAAGCUUGCAAAAUAUAGAUCUCAACUGUUAGAACCUACGGGGAAAAAGGAAAAGGGCGAAGGUUUUGAUGUUAUGAAAUCUGGAGAUGCUCGUGUAGCAUUGAUUGGUUUUCCGUCUGUUGGUAAGUCUACACUUUUGAACAUCUUGACAGAUACUCACAGUGAAUCUGCUUCUUAUGAAUUUACAACACUGACUUGCAUACCAGGUGUUAUUCCU